GGAGGUGCAGUUACAUAGGUAUCAUUUCCCAUGACCGACUCCUAAGUACUCACGAUCUAGACGGCUGAAUUUUUUCUUUUCUACUUUUCUUUGACAACAAUCAGCUGAUAAGUAGGACAAAAGUUCAAAUACCGGUGUAGAAUUUCUAGAAAUAGAUUAAAAAUGUUAAUGAAAAAGUUGGUUGGUCGUACGGCAUCUUCCCUUACCAGGAGUUUAUCAACAAGAGCACGACCAUUUCCUGUUCUCCAGGACACUGUUGAUGUUUCUUGUCCUCAGUUGGCAGAUGGCAGGGCUAAAGCUGAGGGUCGUUUAGCAGAGCUUCAAAAACUCAGUAGCAUAUGCUUAGCCGGAGGAGGAGAAAAAGGCAUCGCCUUACAUGUUAAGAGAAAUCGCAAGAUGUUGGUUCGAGAUAAACUGAAAUAUAUUUUGGAUGAUGACACAGAUUUCCUGGAGUUUGCUUUGCUUGCUGGGUUGGGUCAACCUUAUGGUGAUGUUCCAUCAGCUGCUGCCAUUUGUGGUAUUGGAAAGAUUCAUGGAAGAUACAGCAUGGUUGUUGCUAAUGAUGGGACAGUCAAAAGUGGCACUUUUUACCCAAUUACAGUCAGGAAGCUGAUUCGGGCUCAAGAACUGGGUGAAAUUAACCGACUGCCUUGUAUUUAUUUGGUUGACUCAGCAGGAGGAUUUUUACCACUUCAGCAUGAUUUGUUUGCCGACAAGAAACACGGAGGCCGUGGCUUCUAUAAUCCUGCCGUUAUGUCAUCCAAAGGAAUCCCGCAAUUGGCUGUUGUUUGUGGCUCUUGCACAGCUGGUGGUGCAUAUCAACCGUCAAUGUGUGAGGAUGCUGCAAUUGUUACGAGAAUUGGAACCAUUUUCCUUGGAGGUCCACCUCUGGUAAAGGCUGCAACAGGUGAAGAAAUAUCAGCAGAGAAUUUGGGUGGAGCUACAGUCCAUUGCAGCGUGAGUGGUGUCACUGAUUAUUUUGCUUCAACAGAAGAAGAGAGCUUUGAGAUUCUGCGUGAUCUGGUUGCAACCCUAAAUGUAGACCCUGUUAGCUUCUCGCCUGAAGCUGAGGAUCCUUUUCUGGAUGCAUCUACUUUGAAUGAUUUAAGUGGCAUUGAAGCUAUUGACAGACAUAAAUUGUAUGCGGUCAUUGCAAGGGUUGUUGAUGGUGGACGUUUCCGUGAAUUUAAGCAGCAGUAUGGCAAGAACCUUACUACAGGAUAUGCAUUUAUUGAGGGGGGGUGCGUUGGAGUGGUAGCUAAUGCUGGUCCCUUAACCUACCAAGAUGGAUUAAAAGGAUCUCACUUCCUGCAGAUAUGCCAGCAAAGGAAAUUACCUGUUAUAUUCUUCCAGAAUUCUGGCCCCUUACCUUCCUACGAGUCAUCUGUGAAAAGUCUGACUGUUGAGGAAUCAUAUCAAGCCAUCAAAGGAAGGGCUGCCAUGAUGGGGGCUCUUUCAUGCAUAACUGUCCCGAAGAUAACCAUUAAUAUCGGAAGCUGUCACGCAGAUGAUAAUUACACUAUGUGUGGCCCAUCAUUUUCUCCAAACUUCAUUUUUUCAUGGCCAGGGACUACAGUGACUCACACUUUAAACCCACCUUGUGUGCCUGCUCCUGCAAAGCCAUUAGAAGCUCCAAGUGCAGGUGGAAAGGACAAAAAGAAACCCAGAUCUCUCUCGGCAUUUAGUUUUCCCGUUGGAAGUUCAUUUUACAUGGCAGCAGAGUCUCUCAUAGAUGGGAUCAUUGUUCCGUCAGAUACAAGGAAGGUUGUUGCAAAAUGCCUGCAAAUCUGCCGACAACAGGAAACACUAGAGAAUAGUUCAAAGGAUUUCCCAGUGUUCAGGCUUUAGAAAUCUUCAUUUGUAAAUAUAUGUAAUUUACUCGAGCAUUUUUAGGAAGAUCACAGAUAGAAGACUUCAUCAAUUUAAUUACCACAAUGAUGGCUUCAAAUAGCCAUACAAAAAUAAACUGGUGCUAUAUAUUUUUAGAUAUUUUGAGCUAUAUUUUUAGAUAUUUUGAGCUAUAUUUUAGCAGUAUGAACUUUUCAGGGACUUUUUUCAUUUGUUAGCUCAGACAUGGCAGGUCCAAGACCUGCUAGGACCUGCCUCUUCUAUGUGUUUGAAGUAAGCUUGUACGUAUUCAUGCAAAGGACAAAGCUAUUACCUUAUGGAAAUCUUUAUAUCCAGUAAAUGUAGAUAAACCAAGGCUCACUAACAGGAGUUCUUAAGGUUCUAUGUAGCAUCUCUUCAACCCUUUUUAGCAGUUUUCUAUACAGGUAAUAUAAUAUGUGUUUUCAGAUUCUUUGUUAUCUUCUUUGUUUAUCUUAUAAACUUUCAUUUGUGAGUAAGAAAAGUGUUUCCCAAGAAUGUAACUGUAUUUCUUGAAGGCUGUUAAUGCUCUUGUUUAGUGCUUAGUCAAAAUCUCGAGAAAAAUCAACACUUCAUAAAUUGAGUCUUGCUGUCACCUAAUAGAUAACAUAAAUAGUUUUUAAUUUGUUACUAUGCAUCCAGGCAUAAGCUACUUAAGAUAUAGCAUUAAACUGGAUAUGGUUUUGCAGAAGAAACUGGUGUUUGGUAGCACAAAAGAAAGUACUAUUCCAAUUAAGUAGUACUUGAUUGAAAUCAGAGGCAUCUACUUUGUCCUUUUACAAUUACAGAGGCAUUGAGCAGCUUGAGAUUUAUGCUUAUAUUCAUUGUUAAUAUAGUGCCUUCAUAUUAUACAACUAAAUCAAUGCAAUUAAGGUAAGAAUUUUAUAUACAUAGUAAAAACUAGACGAUAGUUUUGUAGUACUAUUAUGGUUAUAAUUUUUAAUUGGUUGAAACUGAAUAAACAGUGCUCCUUA
Molecule: messenger RNA, 2840 nt
Organism: Macrobrachium nipponense
Lineage: Eukaryota; Metazoa; Arthropoda; Malacostraca; Decapoda; Palaemonidae
Product: probable methylcrotonoyl-CoA carboxylase beta chain, mitochondrial
Exons: 13
Coding region: 163-1848 (561 amino acids)
Biological process (GO): L-leucine catabolic process
Cellular component (GO): methylcrotonoyl-CoA carboxylase complex; mitochondrion
Molecular function (GO): methylcrotonoyl-CoA carboxylase activity
Source: RefSeq, a predicted model, not a curated record